Racocetra fulgida is the source of this 378-nucleotide messenger RNA. The record is from the annotation of a GenBank genome assembly. Lineage: Eukaryota; Fungi; Glomeromycota; Glomeromycetes; Diversisporales; Gigasporaceae.
AUGGCUAAAUGUCCAGAGCAACAUGAUGAGAAAAACCCUAAUUGUCUUUACGCUAAUCCAGAUGAUUGUUGUUCAUUCUAUCAGUGCGCUAACGGUAAACCAUAUUUGAUGAAAUGUCCUGAGGGUUUGCAAUGGAAUUCGAAACAACUAUGGUGCGAUUGGCCAGAAAAUUCUGAUUGUGGGGUUGAUGGUAAAAGUGCAGAUCAUAAGGUCGAAGAACAUAAGACUAAUAACAAUCCACCCGAUAGUGAACACGAUAGUGAACACGAUAGUGAGCACGAUAGUGAACACGAUAGUGAACCUGAUGGUGAACCUGAUGGUGAGCCUGAAGGUGAACCAGAUGAACAUGAUGGUGAACAUGAGAGUGAAACUCAGUAA